CCUCCUCUCUCUCCACCCCCACCCUCCAUUUCUCUCUCUCUCCCUUAUUUUUCCUUCUUCGGCUGCGGCAGCCAUUGACGAGCUAUCUUGAACUUCCUCUCACCAACCCCUGUGGCUUCUCUAGUUCCUCUGUCCAUAAAUCCUGGAAUUCAAUUCAAUCUGUCUCCCGUUGCUUGUCCCUUUUUCACCGUCCCCAUCAGUAUCACCUCGGAUAUUCAGGGCGGCCUUUUAAAGAUCCUUCCGCGAGGCCUUUUUCUUGCUGUGGCGACCUCACUGAACACUCCCAACCUUCAUUUCUCCUGCCUAUUUCAUGAUUUAAGCUCAGACCACAAUCACAGGACCCUAAAAGAGGUUUUAGUUUCUCGCUUUUUUGCACUCCUGUUCUUGUUCGAGAGGGGAGAGGGAGAAGGAGAAGUGAAGCCAUCAUGGGUAGCAGAUGUUUUCCUCCUCCGUCCGUUCUGACGAUUCCUACGAGCAAUUCCUACAAAUCUGAUAAGCCCUGUAUCUUCUUCUACUCAAAGAAGCACUCCAGGUUUCUUAAGAAACCUCUUCGAGUUGCCUUGCCCGCCUGCUCGGCCGGCGGCGCGAGGGAACCGAACUCGGGAAGCGAAAAUGGGGUGGGAUUCAACCUUCCCACGAGCGAGAGUGCGGCCUUCCGGACCUUUGAGUUCGUCGGUGAUGGAGCUCGAAGGGGCAGGAGGAAUGACAUCAAGAAGAUUUUGAUUCUUGGUGCUGGGCCGAUCGUCAUCGGUCAAGCUUGCGAGUUCGAUUACUCGGGAACUCAGGCCUGCAAGGCUUUGAAGGAAGAAGGGUACGAUGUCGUUCUGAUUAAUUCGAAUCCGGCGACGAUCAUGACCGAUCCGGAGACGGCUGACAGAACCUACAUUACUCCGAUGACACCGGAGUUGGUCGAACAGGUGAUCGAGAAGGAGCGCCCCGACGCAAUUCUGCCCACGAUGGGCGGACAGACUGCUCUGAAUUUAGCAGUGGCGUUGGCGGAGAGUGGGGUUCUGGACAAGUACGGCGUUGAGUUGAUCGGGGCGAAGCUCGGCGCCAUCAAGAAGGCGGAAGACAGGGACUUGUUCAAGCAAGCCAUGGAGAACAUUGGCAUCAAGACGCCACCUUCUGGGAUUGGAACCACUCUGGAAGAGUGUCUGGAGAUAGCCGAUUGGAUUGGAGAGUUUCCACUUAUAAUCCGGCCGGCUUUUACGUUAGGUGGUACUGGUGGCGGGAUCGCUUACAACAGAGAGGAGUUUGAGACGAUAUGCAAGGCAGGGCUUGCAGCAAGCUUGACGUCUCAGGUUCUCGUGGAAAAAUCGUUGCUGGGAUGGAAGGAAUAUGAGCUUGAGGUGAUGAGAGAUUUGGCUGACAAUGUGGUGAUCAUCUGCUCCAUUGAGAAUAUUGAUCCCAUGGGUGUCCAUACAGGCGACUCGAUCACGGUCGCCCCUGCUCAGACGCUCACAGAUAAGGAGUACCAGAGGUUGAGGGACUAUUCAGUUGCGAUCAUUCGGGAAAUUGGUGUGGAGUGUGGAGGAUCGAACGUCCAGUUUGCUGUUAAUCCUGCAGAUGGUGAAGUCAUGGUGAUUGAGAUGAAUCCUAGAGUGUCGAGGUCGUCGGCGUUGGCUUCCAAGGCCACCGGCUUUCCAAUAGCCAAGAUGGCAGCGAAGUUAUCCGUUGGGUACUCGCUGGACCAGAUUGCUAAUGACAUUACCAAGAAAACUCCUGCUAGUUUCGAGCCAUCCAUUGAUUAUGUGGUGACAAAGAUACCACGAUUUGCAUUUGAGAAAUUUCCUGGCUCUCAACCAGUUCUGACAACACAAAUGAAGUCUGUUGGUGAAGCUAUGGCCUUGGGCCGAACUUUCCAGGAGUCAUUCCAGAAAGCAGUUCGUUCCUUGGAAGCUGGUUAUGCUGGUUGGGGUUGUUCAAAUGCCAAGGAACUGGACUGGGACUAUGAGCAAUUGAAAUACAGCCUUCGUGUACCUAGUCCCGACCGCAUUCAUGCUUUAUAUGUUGCGAUGAAAAAGGGAAUGCAAAUUCAAGAAAUUCAUGAAAUUAGUUUCAUAGAUACAUGGUUCCUUACCCAGCUAAAAGAAUUAGUAGACGUGGAGCAGUUUUUGUUGGGAACAAGCUUGGAACGUCUAACAAAGCAGGACUUCUAUGAAGUGAAGAGGAGAGGUUUCAGUGAUAAGCAAAUUGCGUAUGCAACAUCAUCUACAGAGAAAGAAGUACGCGCAAGGCGUCUGUCACUUGGUGUGUUGCCUUCAUACAAAAGGGUUGACACUUGUGCUGCAGAGUUUGAGGCUCAUACACCAUAUAUGUACUCUUCAUAUGAGCACGAAUGUGAAUCGGAUCCAAGUCAAAAGAAAAAGGUGUUGAUACUGGGUGGAGGACCAAAUAGGAUUGGCCAGGGUAUUGAGUUUGAUUAUUGUUGCUGCCACACCUCAUUUGCUCUUCAGGAUGCCGGAUAUGAAACUAUUAUGAUGAACUCAAAUCCAGAAACUGUGUCUACGGACUAUGAUACAAGUGACCGUCUUUACUUUGAACCACUCACAGCGGAAGAUGUUAUGAAUGUCAUUGACUUGGAACGUCCAGAUGGCAUUAUUGUUCAGUUUGGUGGUCAGACACCACUAAAGCUGGCCCUGCCAAUCCAGCAUUACCUUGAUGAAUUUAAGCCCAUGUCAGCAAGUGGUAGUGGACCAGUGCGUAUUUGGGGCACCUCUCCUGAUUCCAUAGAUGCUGCUGAAGACAGAGAAAGGUUCAAUGCAAUUUUGAAUGAACUUGGUAUUGAACAACCACAAGGGGGUAUAGCAAAAAGUGAAGCUGAUGCACUAGCCAUUGCUGAGCAAAUAGGAUACCCGGUUGUUGUGAGACCAUCAUAUGUUUUAGGUGGACGGGCAAUGGAAAUUGUGUACAGUGAUGAGAAGCUAGUUAGGUACCUAGAGAAUGCUGUUGAAGUUGAUCCUUCACGGCCUGUUUUGGUUGACAGAUAUCUUUCAGAUGCAUGUGAAAUAGAUGUAGAUGCUCUUGCUGAUUCCCAAAAGAAUGUGGUUAUUGGUGGUAUAAUGGAGCACAUAGAGCAGGCUGGAGUACAUUCUGGUGAUUCGGCAUGCUCACUACCAACUAAAACUGUCCCAGCCUCCUGCUUGGAGACAAUUCGUACUUGGACAGUGAAGCUAGCAAAGCGGCUUAAUGUAUGCGGGCUGAUGAAUUGCCAGUAUGCCAUCACAGCAUCAGGUGAUGUUUUCCUCUUGGAGGCCAAUCCUCGUGCUUCUCGUACAGUUCCGUUUGUGUCAAAGGCUAUUGGUCAUCCACUUGCAAAGUAUGCUUCUCUUGUAAUGUCAGGCAAGUCUGUGUAUGAUCUUGGUUUCACGAAGGAGGUUAUCCCUGGCCAUGUUUCUGUGAAGGAGGCAGUGCUGCCAUUUGAGAAGUUUCAAGGCUGUGAUGUGCUGCUUGGUCCAGAAAUGCGUAGUACUGGGGAAGUCAUGGGAAUUGAUUUCCAAUUCCCAAUGGCUUUUGCAAAGGCUCAAAUAGCUGCAGGUCAGAGGCUUCCACUGUCUGGCACUGUUUUCAUUAGCUUGAAUGAGUUGACGAAAGUCCACUUGCUAGCAAUUGCUCGUGGAUUUUCCAGCUUGGGAUUUAGGAUAGUUGCUACUUCUGGUACAGCCACCAGACUUGAGUUGGAAGGGAUCCCAGUGGAGCGGGUCCUCAAGUUGCAUGAGGGGAGGCCACAUGCAGGUGAUAUGGUAGCAAACGGUCAAAUUCAAGUGAUGGUGAUAACUAGCUCUGAUGAUUCGCUUGAUCAGAUUGAUGGGCGGCAACUGAGGAGAAUGGCAUUAGCAUAUAAAGUCCCUAUCAUCACAACCGUAGCCGGAGCAUUGGCUACUGUGGAGGCAAUACGCAGCAUGAAGCAAAGUCCUGUCAAUAUGCUGGCUUUGCAAGAUUAUUUUAGUGUCCAAGGAAUAACUGGAAUUUCCGGUGAAGAACUGCAGCGGACUUCAUCUCUUGACCUUUGAAAACAAUGGCAACAUUUUCCUUAUUCCUCUUUACUUUAAUGUAAUGUGGUCCCUCCUUUUCAGCUUAAAUUUUGAGACCUUUAUAUAUUUUUAUAUGUUGUUCUCUAUAGAUAAGAUCUUGGGGCCUCAUUUUGCUAUUUGAUCAUCAAAAUAUCAAAUUUUUCGUGUAAAAACUUUUCUCCAUAAGCUAUAAGGUGACAAAGAGGAAGCUUUUAGGACA
Nymphaea colorata (pocket water lily) is the source of this 4233-nucleotide messenger RNA. Its product is annotated as carbamoyl-phosphate synthase large chain, chloroplastic. Lineage: Eukaryota; Viridiplantae; Streptophyta; Magnoliopsida; Nymphaeales; Nymphaeaceae. Gene Ontology annotation, biological process: L-glutamine metabolic process. Gene Ontology annotation, molecular function: metal ion binding; ATP binding. The record is from RefSeq and is a predicted model, not a curated record. The transcript is spliced from 3 exons. The coding region runs from base 426 to 4013 and encodes 1195 amino acids. Gene Ontology annotation, cellular component: cytoplasm.